AUGGCACGUCGAAUACGUCGUAGUUCAAUGGAACGUUUAAAACUUUACGACUUAGAUAAUUUAAAAUUUUCAUCAUCAAAUCGUGAAUUACCUCCACCUUUACCACCUCCACGUAAAUAUCGACGCCAUCCACCAGCAAGUCAAACAUUCGAACAUUAUCGUUUUCUUUGUAAUAUGAAACGUCAUAGUACAGAUCCAAUUUAUGCUGCUACGCCAAUGUUUACAAUAAUACCACAAUCAAGACGAGUAAAACAUCCUCGACGUUUACUUGGUUCUCGUUUGCCUUCAGAUAUUAUUAAACCUAUAUCAACUACAUCUACAUCUCCAGAACCAGAAAAUGCUGAAAUCAAUAAUGAUACAAAAGAAGAAGAAAUUAGUGAUGAUGAUGAUGAUGAUUAUCAACAAAAUAGAAAUGAUGACAAUAAUAAUAAACGUGAUAAUGAUGAUGAUAAUAGAAAUUCAUCAAGUAGUAGUGAUAAUGACGAGGGCAUUGAUGAUAUUAUUAAUAAUGACGAUGAUAAGCUCGAUGAUGAUGAUGAUAAUGAUAAAAAAGGACUGGUUGAAAAUAAUGAAAAUAAAAUUUAUUCAAUGACAAGUACUAAAAAAUCUUCUGACGAUACAUCAGCAUCGUCUUCAUCCACAACGACAAAGCUUAGUACAACAGGAAGAAAUUGUACAACAAUUCCUGCACCACCAUCACGUCUUCUUGAUAUUAAAGAUUUAUUUUCUAAUCCAUUGGAUUUAAAUAAUAAACCUAAUUUAGAAAAACUUAAACAACAUAUUAUACUUGAAGGUCGUCUUACUGAAAAGGCUGCACUCCGAAUUAUUGAAACCGGUGCUGCGAUAUUACGUGAAGAACCAACAUUAUUAAAUCUUGAUGCACCAUUAACUAUUUGUGGUGAUAUUCAUGGACAAUUCUAUGAUUUAUUGAAAUUAUUUGAAGUCGGUGGCCCUCCAGCUACAACUCGUUAUUUAUUUCUUGGUGAUUAUGUUGAUCGAGGCUAUUUUGGAAUAGAAUGUGUACUUUAUUUAUGGGCAUUGAAAAUUCAUUAUCCUAAAACAUUCUUUUUACUUCGAGGAAAUCAUGAAUGUCGACAUUUGACUGAUUAUUUUACUUUCCGACAAGAAUGUCUUAUAAAAUAUACAGAAAAAAUUUAUGACACUUGUAUGAUAGCAUUUGAUUGUCUUCCAUUGGCUGCUACUAUGAAUAAUCAAUUUUUAUGUGUACAUGGUGGUCUUUCACCAGAAAUUCAUACAUUAGAUGAUAUUAAACAGUUGGAUCGAUUUCAUGAACCACCAGCUUAUGGUGCAAUGUGUGAUUUAUUAUGGUCUGAUCCAGCUGAAGAUUAUGGAAAUGAAAGUGGAUCAUUAACAUUAGUUGCAACACGUCGUUCAAGUGCUCCAGUACCUUCACCAACAACAACAAAUACAUCAUCAGCAUCAUUAUAUCUACCGAAUGCAACACGUGGUUGUUCGUAUUUUUAUACAUAUGCUGCUGUUAAUGAAUUUUUAAUACGUAAUCAGAUACUUUCAGUAAUUCGUGCACAUGAAGCACAAGAUAUUGGUUAUCGUAUGUAUAAAAAAUCUCCUGAUACUGGUUUUCCAUCAUUAAUAACAUUAUUCUCAGCACCAAAUUACUGUGAUGUUUAUCAAAAUAAAGCAGCUAUUAUGAAAUAUGAAAAUAAUGUUGUUAAUAUUCGACAAUUUAAUUGUUCACCACAUCCAUAUUGGUUACCUAAUUUUAUGAAUAUAUUUACAUGGUCAUUACCAUUUGUUGGUGAAAAAAUAAAUGAUGUUCUAUUAAAAAUUCUUAAUAUAUGUACAGAUGAAGAAUUAGCUUUAUAUGAUGAACAUAUUGAUUCAUUAAUUGAACGUAAUCAAAUGGAACAACGUAAAGAACAAAUACGUUCAAAAAUGCGUGCUGUUGGUAAAAUAGCUAAAACAUAUCAAACAUUACGUGAAUUAAGUGAAAAUGUUGUUACAUUACGUGGUUUAACACCAUCAACUAGUCUUACUGAACUUGAUAAAGAUAUAACAGAAGAAGCUGAAGUUGCAGCUUCAAUACUACGUGAAAAACCAAAAUCAACAAAAGAACGUUUUUCAAAAGUAAAAAUACUUGAUCAAGUUAAUGAACGUAUGCCACCAUCAAAAACAUCAAAAUCAGUAGGUGGUCCAAGUGUGGCUGAACGUAUUAAAAAAGCAUCAAAUGUUAAUCAAACAUCAGAACCAAUUAAAAAAGAAAUGCCAUCAAAAGCAUUUACAGGUGUAACAACACAAGGUAUGGUUAAAAUGAGACGUGAAAGUUAUGCUGGUGUAUCAAGUACAGCACGUAGACGUUCACCAACACCAGUUGUAGAUUUACCAACAGUUGUUAAUGGUCAACCAACAACGUCAUCUAAGAAAUAA
Rotaria sordida is the source of this 2406-nucleotide messenger RNA. The record is from the annotation of a GenBank genome assembly. Lineage: Eukaryota; Metazoa; Rotifera; Eurotatoria; Philodinida; Philodinidae.